CUUCAUAACAAAGCCAUUGCAUGCUUACCCUUAUAACUAACCUAUUCUUCUUCCAUGGUUGCAUUUCCUGAUCACCCACCGAUCCAUUUUAAUUUAUAGUCUCUUUCCAUUUUCUUUUAUACUUCUCUCUCUGCUUCCUCUCCCUCUCUCUCUCUCUCUCUCUCUCUCUCUCUGCCUGUUGAUGAAGAAAUGAAAGAUAGAAUGGAAAGGUUUGUUGUUCUUCCUUUCUCUGUUGGCUGUAUCUCCGAAGCCAGUGUUGCAGUAUCUGUUCAACAGCGACCUAGACGAUCGAAACCAGUCACAAACCCAUCCGCAAUAAGAAGUAAAGAAGAAGAUGACUUGGAAAGCUUGUCAGGUGAAAGCAACUCAGUCGGGUUCCUGGUUAAUCAAAAGCCGAAUAUAACGACUGGUUUUAAUAAAUUGUUCAAGGGCUUCAAGAACUUCUCUCAAUUGUUUGUGUACAAGGAAGACUUGGAAGAACUGGAGAUGGAGAUGGAAAUAGGGUGUCCAACAGAUGUAAAGCACGUUACACACAUAGGAUGGGAUGGUUCUGAUAGUGCUGCAAACCCCAUGAUGGGCUGGGAGAAUCUCAUUCCUCCUGAGUUUCUGUCUCUCUCUUCUGCUAAUUCUUUCAAGCAGUUCGAGUUUUCCGGGGGGGCGCAAACUGAUGCAAGUGCUCUUGUUAAUGGUUCCAGUUCUUGAGUUUGUCAAGUUGGUUAUGGUGAAUGAUGUUCUAAAAACAUCAAGACAUUGCAUGAUGUUAAUAUGAAAUGAUCUUAGGUACGUAUGUAUUUAAAAGUAAACAGUUUGGGAUCAUAUUCUCUCCCUGAUCUUUUCAUGCAUGUAUAUGUACUUAAGUCUCCAUUGGGGAUUGCUUAAAAAUUACUAUUGUAAUGGCUACAUAUCUAUAUAUAUAUUGCCUUUGGAAAUUGUCAAA
Messenger RNA from Carya illinoinensis, 937 nucleotides. Its product is annotated as CRIB domain-containing protein RIC4. NCBI's taxonomy places the organism in Eukaryota, Viridiplantae, Streptophyta, Magnoliopsida, Fagales, Juglandaceae. The record is from RefSeq and is a predicted model, not a curated record. Bases 190 to 702 code for a protein of 170 amino acids. The transcript is spliced from 3 exons.